Paramecium sonneborni is the source of this 1002-nucleotide messenger RNA. Lineage: Eukaryota; Ciliophora; Oligohymenophorea; Peniculida; Parameciidae. The record is from the annotation of a GenBank genome assembly.
GUGAAAGAAUUAUGGAUCCCAUAUAAAAAAAACAAAAAAUAGAAGAUUCAGAUGGUGAGGAAAUAAUUUAAGAAGGAGAAGUAGAUGAAAAUUUUGAAUAAAGAGUUUAGAAAUUAUUAUAUGAAACUGACAAUGGGUUAAACUUAUACAAUAAACCUGUAAUGCCUUUGAUUUACUACGAGUUUAAUGAAGAUAUAAAAUAAUAGGCAGAGUAAGUAAUAAAUUAAGAUACAACUACAUUACCUUAAGAUAAAUAUGAAAAAUAUGAAAAAGAAGCAUCUAAAAUUUGGGAUAAAUUUUAUAGACAUCACUAAAACAAUUUUUUUAAAGACAGACAUUAUUUGGAAAGGGAAAUACCUGAAUUAAACAAUUUUAAAGAAAGUCAUUAAAAAGAUGAAACAAAAUUAUUUAUUAUAUGUGAAAUGGGAUGUGGUGUUGGAAAUGCUUUAUUUCCUUUAAAAAAAAACUAUACAUUCUUUAAAAAAGUUUAUGGUUUUGAUUUUAGUAAAAGAGCAAUUGAUGUUUUAAAAGCAAAUGAAUUAUAUGAUGAAAAUGUAUUCUAAGCUUGCGUUUGUGAUUUAGUUUUAGAUCCAUUACCUGAUUUUGAAAGACCUGAUUUAGGAACAUUAAUUUUUGUAUUAUCAGCAAUAUCUCCAGAAAAUCAUUUAAUGGUUGUUAGAAAAAUAUAUGAAUGGAUGAAACCUGGUAGUGUUCUUUAUUUUAGAGAUUAUGGAUAAUAUGAUUUUGGACAAAUAAAUUUAUCAAAAAAAAAAAAUAGAAAAUUAAAAGAUAAUUUUUAUGUUAAACAUGAUGGUGUAAGAGUUUAUUAUUUUAGUAAUUAAGUAAGUUUUUUUUAUUAUAUUAUAGGAAGUCACAUCAUUAUUUACAACAGCUGGAUUUAAAUAAUUGGAUAUUAAAGCUCAUUAUAGAUAUAUAGAAAAUAGAAAAACUAAAGUCAAAAUGUACAGAGUUUGGGUUUAGGGUAGAUAUUUUAAAGAUUGA